Messenger RNA from Pseudogymnoascus verrucosus, 1874 nucleotides. RefSeq lists its product as uncharacterized. NCBI's taxonomy places the organism in Eukaryota, Fungi, Ascomycota, Leotiomycetes, Thelebolales, Thelebolaceae. The record is from RefSeq and is a predicted model, not a curated record. Bases 110 to 1564 code for a protein of 484 amino acids. The transcript has a single exon.
ACAGCACAUCUUGCAUUACUUAGGUGCUCCCAUCCGCCCAUCUCUCAACAAUUCUUUGUCUCCCUGUCCGGAUGAGAAUUAUAUUGGAGCACCGCCGAGGCGCUGCACAAUGGCAGUCACAAACUCGAGCUCUGACUCGGCGCAAAUGGCGCACGCGGCAGUAAGCAGCCAGAACGGCGCGGCUAUGAAAGCGACACGAUCCUCGGUGGCUUCCCACCAUCGGAGGCGGUCGCUACCACUGAAUUUCCAGGCGAAUCUCUGGAGCGGCGAUUCGCACCUGAUUUCCAGCUCAUCCAAGGCUGAGAUAUCUCUCGUCGAAGGCGCCGCUGGGGUUGCGCAAGGCGAACACACCCCGAGCCUUGAGCGUCCGUUCGCAGUGCUCCACCAGCUGCACGCUUCCACGCCACCGCGAUCUCCGUCGAGGUUUCCCAAUCCCGCGAAUGCGGAGUUCUCGUCUCAUCGAUACACGAAGUCUGCCAGCGCCCGUAAUUCCACGUUCUCGCAGCCCGUGAUCGUGAGGACAUACUCCUCUCCCUCCUCGCGCCCAUCAUCGCGACAGCCGUCCUCGCCUCGGAUCAAGAAGUCAAUCUACAAGAUGACGAAGGCCGAGCUACCCCCAGUCGAGGCUUUUACAUUUAAGGGGAUUAUGGAUAGCAUCCAAGGUUCUGUGGCAGAUGACUUGGAUCGCAUAGCCGAGAUCUGUGCGAGGAGCAGGUACAGCCUGAGCAACCAGUACGAGGUGCACAUGCCGCCUCACGGUGAAGGCGAAGCAUUCCUACGACCCGUAGGAGACGAAGAGGUUGGCAGGACAACUCUUGCAGGAAGGGCAAGAGGGGCGAGGAAACCAAAAUCAAAGGCAUUUGAUACUCUCGAAACUAUUUAUUCAAGCAGCAGGAGUAGCGAGGAAGAGAAGGCAAAGAAGAAGAGCGCAGGAGCGCUCGCAGAAGAAGUAAGAGGGAGACAGGCCCGGAAACUGAUUGGCGAAAGUAGUAGGGGUGAAGAAGCUACGGACGCGGAUGCAGAUGCUGAGCAGUCCGAAGUUAACGGCAGCGGAUACGGUCGAAGGAAAUCGACACAGAAGCACAAGCAAGCACGCUCACAGUCUACAACAUUUGCUUCGAUGGUCAUGGAUAGCGCGCAAGCUUCACGCAGCGAAGCCGGUUCCCACCGAGCCAAUCCAUCGUCUCUAGUCAGCGAACCUCUACUUCCACGGACAAGCAACACACUCGAGCGGAAGAUCCAAGGGGAAUCCAUACCACCCGCCCCUCCAGCAACUAUAGCACCCCCGCCAUACGUGCCUAAAUCAUCAACAACUACCCCUCACGCGAAAUUUUCAAUGCCGAUCGAUCAGCCCGAGACCAGGGCAUCUGUGCUUGCGAAUUUCUCGAGUUGGCUCCCGUGGAAUAAAACGUCUGAGAAUGGCGAUGGACCUGUCUCUCCGCAGGAAUUCAUGCGUCAGAAGGCAUUGUCUAGUGCGGAGGGCAGUUUGAGGCAACUGUUGGGGCCACAGGAUAAUGAUCGGAGCGAUCGGAAAGGCAAGGGUGUGAACCGCGAAGAUGGGUGAGCAGCUAGGGGGGCUGUUAAGAGAUUAUUAGAGACAGACGCUCGUUCGGAAUUAAGGGGCCGGAGAUCGGAGCCAGUGCAGAGGUCAAGGUUGAUAUGUGAUUCGAACUAUCCAGGGUUUUCAGCGCCAAAGAAUGACAAGUUCUUCGCUCGGGGGUCUGAGGCUCGGCCUCGAUGGGCCGUCAUAUCAGAGCGCAUUCGACGCGCUGGCCCAGAAUUGCGACUCAAAAGCCCCCAGUGACAGUUAGACUUAAGGUUCAAGACUGGUAGAGCUAGUAUUCAGCCCUAUAUAUGGAAAGAACGAUUACCAA